CUGAAGAGACGUAUUCAACAGUGGUUGCAUGCUUGGUAAACUCUGUUACGAUUUGGCAUUACAGGUUACUAGUCCUAUUUAUUUACGACAUAUACUCUUAGUGCAAAUAUAAAUAUUGACAACAUUACAGGAGAAUUAUAAUAUCGAUAAAAUGAUACUGUUAAUGAUAUGGGCAGUGGUGCUAGUUGUGGUGAUAUUGUUAUACUUCCGUCAAACUUACUCAAGAUUCAGUGACAAUGGUGUGAAGCAUUUCAAACCUAUACCGUUUCUGGGUAACAUGACCAGGAUUCUCUUUCGUUUGGAAACCUUCAAUGUCGACUUGGACAGGAUGUACAAUGGAUUUCCGGAAGAGAGGUUUAUCGGCCGAUACGAGUUUAUCAAGCCAAUCAUAUUGGUUCGAGACCUUGAACUGGUGAAGAAGAUUGCCAUCAAGGACUUUGAACACUUUCUUGAUCAUCGCAGUUUUACUGAUGACUUGAUUGAGCCGCUUUUUGCACGAAAUCUGUUCUCUUUGAAAGGUCAAGAGUGGAAGGACAUGAGAUCAACUUUAAGCCCGGCGUUCACCAGCUCAAAGAUAAAGUUAAUGGUCCCAUUCAUGGAAGAAGUUGGAGAGCAAAUGAUUCAAGCUCUCAAGAAGAAAAUUAAGGAGUCCAAACAUGGGGCCAUUGACGUUGAUUGCAAAGAUUUGACGUCACGGUAUGCAAACGACGUGAUCGCCUCGUGCGCUUUUGGUCUGAAGGUGGACUCUCACACUGAUGAAAAUAACCAGUUCUUUGAAAUGGGGAAGACAGCUGCCACUUUCAAGUUCAAACAGAUGCUAAUGUUCUUUGCUAUGUCUGCCUGUCCAUCGCUCGUGAAGAGACUGAAACUGCAACUAUUCACGAACCAGACCAAGGAGUUCUUCAUCGACCUGGUGAUGAACACAAUGAAGGACAGAGAAGCAAGAAAGAUCAUCAGACCAGACAUGAUCCAUCUUCUCAUGGAAGCUAAAAAAGGUCAACUAUCUCAUGAUGACAAACUAACAACAGAAAAUGGACAUGGUGAGCGAGAUGCUGGAUUUGCGACCGUUGAAGAGUCUACAGUGGGCAAGAAGAAUACAGAUAGAGUUUGGUCAGACACCGAUCUCAUCGCCCAAGCAGUCCUCUUCUUCAUCGCUGGCUUCGACACCAUUUCAACAGCCAUGGCCUUCGCCUUACACGAGCUGGCUGUAAACCCAGACAUCCAGGAUCGCUUGUUUGAAGAAAUUAAGGAAUAUAAUGAGAAACACAAUGGAAAGCUCAGUUUUACUGCUAUUCAGAACAUGACUUAUAUGGAUAUGGUGGUUUCAGAAGUCCUCAGACUGUGGCCUCCAGCGAUGGCCUUGGACAGAAUCUGCGUAAAAGACUACAACAUGGGCAAGCCCAAUAGCAAAGCUACCAAGGACUAUAUUAUACGCAAAGGAGAGCUCGUGUCAAUCCCGUCGUGGUGCUUCCAUCAUGAUCCUGAAUUCUUCCCAAAUCCCCAGAAGUUCGAACCUGAACGCUUUUCAGACGAGAACAAGCAUCUUAUCAACCCCAUGGCAUAUAUGCCUUUUGGUCUUGGACCCAGGAAUUGUAUUGGAUCCAGAUUUGCUCUCUGCGAGCUCAAGUUCCUUCUGUACCAUAUCCUGCUGCAUAAUGAGGUGUCGCCUUCAGAGAAGACGCGUCUACCCGCUAAGUUGUCGACUGAGUCUUUCAACCCUCGCCUCGAAGGCGGUCAUUGGUUGACGUUUAAACUACUGUUUCUGCUAAUGCUUUGGGUCGCGUUGCUUAUACUGGUUGUUCUGCUAUACUUCCGUCAGACUUACUCCAAAUUCACCGUCGAUGGCGUUGCGCAUUUCAAACCUGUUCCAUUACUUGGUAACAUGUCCAGAAUCUUCUUUUGUGUUGACAACUUUAGUAAUGAUCUGGAUCGGAUGUACUACAAUUUUCCGGAAGAGAGGUUCGUCGGCCAAUAUGAGUUCGUCAAGCCAAUCAUAUUGGUUCGAGAUCUCGAACUGGUGAAGAAGAUCACCAUCAAGGACUUUGAUCACUUUCUUGAUCAUCGCCAUUUUACUGAUGAUGUGCUCUUUGCAAGAAGUCUGUUCUCCUUAAAAGGUCAGGAAUGGAAGGACAUGAGAUCAACUUUAAGUCCAGCAUUUACCAGCUCUAAGAUAAAGCUUAUGGUUCCGUUUAUGGAAGAAGUUGGAGAGCAAAUGAUUCAAUCGCUGAGGAAACAAAUAAAGGAUUCAGAACAUGGUGCAAUAGACGUUGAUUGCAAAGAUUUGACGUCACGGUAUGCAAACGACGUCAUCGCCUCAUGCGCUUUUGGUCUGAAGGUGGACUCUCACACUGAUGAAAAUAACCAGUUCUUUGAAAUGGGGAAGACAGCUGCUGUUUUCAAGUCUAGACAGAAACUAGUGUUGUUUGCUAUGUACGCAUGCCCAUCGCUAGCAAAAAGACUAAAAUUAAAACUAUUCUCAAACGAAACGAAGGAAUUCUUCGUCAAUUUGGUUAUGAGCACCAUAAAGGACAGAGAAGCAAAGCAUAUCAUCAGACCAGACAUGAUCCAUCUUCUUAUGGAAGCCAGAAAAGGUCAACUAUAUCACGAUGAUAAACUGACUACGGAAAAUGAACGUGACACUGGAUUUGCAACCGUCGAAGAAUUUACUGUGGGCAAGAAGACUACAGAUAGAGUUUGGUCAGACACCGAUCUCAUCGCUCAAGCAGUCCUCUUCUUUAUCGCUGGCUUCGACACCAUUUCAACGGCGAUGUCUUUUGCUUUGCACGAGCUGGCUAUACACUCAGACAUUCAGGAUCGACUGUACAAGGAAAUUAAAGAAUAUGACGAGAAACAUAACGGAAGGCUCAACUUUACUUCUAUUCAGAACAUGACUUACAUGGAUAUGGUGGUUUCAGAAGUCCUAAGACUGUGGCCUCCAGUAAUGGUCUUUGACAGGGUAUGUGUAAAAGACUACAACAUGGGCAGACCAAAUAACAAAGCUACAAAGGAUUAUAUUAUACGCAAAGGAGAGCUCGUGUCAAUCCCGUCGUGGUGCUUUCAUCAUGAUCCUGAAUUCUUUCCGAAUCCCCAGAAGUUCGAACCUGAACGCUUUUCCGACGAGAACAAGCAUCUCAUCAAUGCCAUGGCAUACAUGCCUUUUGGCCUUGGACCUAGGAACUGUAUUGGAUCCAGAUUCGCUCUCUGCGAGCUGAAAUUUCUGCUGUACCAUAUCCUGCUGCAUAUUGAGGUGUCACCUUCAGAAAAGACGCGUCUACCCGCUAAGUUGUCGACUGAGUCUUUCAACCCUCGCCUCGAAGGGGGUCACUGGCUGAAGUUUAGACUACGCGCAUCUUGAUACAAAAAAUAUAUUUUCUAAAAUAUUCACUGGAUUUUGAUCACAUCAUACAUUGUAUUUUUUUCGGGUAAAUCCUCGUGAUCGUCACUCGGUGAGGGGCAGAGGUCAUGUCAGACUCCCACUGACUUAAACCCCUCACUUGUUCUGC
This is a messenger RNA of Pararge aegeria (speckled wood butterfly), 3503 nucleotides long. RefSeq lists its product as uncharacterized. The coding region runs from base 152 to 3355 and encodes 1067 amino acids. The transcript is spliced from 21 exons. Gene Ontology annotation, molecular function: monooxygenase activity; iron ion binding; heme binding. Lineage: Eukaryota; Metazoa; Arthropoda; Insecta; Lepidoptera; Nymphalidae. The record is from RefSeq and is a predicted model, not a curated record.